AUGGCUUCACCGGCCAUGACCGUUCAAGGGACUCCACUCCCUCCAGCGCCUCGUCCUGAGGAUGUCUUCUCUGCGGCCCAGUGGGAGACUCUCCUGGCCAUUGCAGAUACUGUCAUCCCGUCCAUUACCUGUGCAGACCCUGCAAAGCGCUCGUCACUCAGCCAUGUCAUUGCCCGGUCAGAGUUUGACGCCCUUGCGUCCUCUCUCAGACCGGAAACCGUCGAGGACGAGUCUGGCGCCAGGGAUGCUGCUGUCCGGUACCUGGAAGAGAGCGCUUCGUCAGUCCCAGGGUUCAAGGAGAGCCUGUGCCGCACCUUGGGCCACCAUGUGCACCAGGAAGGCCGCAGGGGCAUUGGACUGAUCCUGAGCGGCCUCAACAACAGCACCAUCUCUCUCAUGCUCACCGGCUCAAGGAUGCCCUUCCAGCGCCACCCUUAUAAUGUGCGCAGGCAGAUCUUUGCUUCAUGGGAGACUUCAUACCUUCCGCCCCUGCGUGCUGCCCACCGUGCUCUGAUGGCCCUCAGCAAGAAGUCAUGGGUUGGCAUAAGCCCGUCCUUGCCCAUCGUCCUCGGGUUCCCCAACGUCCCGGUCCAUGGUAGGACCAGCGAGAAUUUUCCGUACUCUUUCCUGCAAUUCCCUGCCGGAGACCAGCCUGAAAUCAUCGAGACUGAUGUGGUCAUCGUGGGAAGCGGCUGUGGCGCCGGUGUGGCGGCAAAGAACCUCGCAGAGGCUGGUCAUAGGGUCAUCGUGGUAGAAAAGUCGUAUUUCUUCCCCAACAACCGCUUCCCCAUGACCGGAAGCGAGGGUGCCGUGCACAUGUUCAGCAAUGGUGGCGCCGAGUUGUCGGAUGACGGUUCAAUUGGCGUCGUCUCGGGCUCGACCUGGGGCGGAGGUGGCACUAUCAACUGGUCAGCAGCACUACAGACCCAGUCGAUGGUCCGCGAGGAGUGGGCUAACUCGGGCCUGCCGUUCUUCACCUCAUCUGCUUUCCAGACCUCCUUGGACCGUGUCUGCGACUACAUGGGAGUGUCUUCCGAUUUCAUUGAGCAAAACCGCAGCAACAGCAUGCUGAUCGAGGGCGCACGCAAGCUUGGUUACACUGCUAAACCUGUGCCGCAGAAUACCGGCCACCAGAAACAUCACUGCGGGUAUUGCACACUAGGCUGUGCUGCUGGUAUCAAACAGGGGCCCGCCGUUACUUUCCUAGCGGAUGCUUCUAGGGCUGGCGCAACAUUUAUCGAAGGGUUCAAGGCUGACAAAGUCCUGUUUGACAAAAAGUUGGUCAGGGGGAAUAAGGUCGCAGUCGGAGUCCGAGGAACAUGGACCUCACGAGACGAAUCUGGGGAAACUCAUGGCGAGCCGGUCGUGAAGAGGAAGCUUGUAAUAAAAGCGAAAAAGGUCAUUGUGUCUUGCGGAACGUUGGAGAGCCCUUUGUUGCUCCUUCGCAGCGGUAUUAGCAACAAUAAUAUUGGCCGCCAUCUUCACCUCCAUCCAGUUAUCGUCAUGUCCUCAAUGUUUGACGAGGAGACCCGUCCAUGGGAAGGGGGUAUAUUAACCUCCCUUGUCAGCGACUUUGAAAACCUCGAUGGCCGCGGCCAUGGAUCAAAGAUUGAGGUUAUUGUUAUGCUCCCGAGCUUCUUCCUUCCCUUAAUGCCAUGGAGAGACGGCCUUGAUUUCAAGUUCUUCGCCGCCAACAUGCGACGGAUGGCCGGAUUCAUUAGUUUGACCCGCGAUAGAGACACAGGGAGGGUAUAUCCCGACCCUAACGACGGAAGGUGUAGGAUCGAAUAUACCCCUUCAGCCUUCGACCGGAAACAUAUAUUAGAAGGCAUCAUUGGUGCUGCAAAGAUCGCUUACGUAUCUGGUGCAAAAGAGAUCCGAACUUCGUCCCGAGCCAUUCCUACCUUUGUCCGUCCGGAACCCUCCUCCGCAGAUGAAGGAGUCAACAAUGUGGCUUUCCAGGAUUGGAUUAAAAAAGUCCGUGCUGGCACUCCCCUCCCAACCGAGCAGUCAAUGUUCGCAAGCGCCCAUCAAAUGGGCACCUGUCGCAUGGGCACAUCGCCACGGAACAGCGUUGUAGACGCAACAGGCAUGGUGUGGGGAACUUCCGGCCUUUACGUUGCCGAUGCUUCAGUAUUCCCAAGUGCUAGCGGCGUCAACCCAAUGGUAACGAACAUGGCAAUCACAGACCUGACAAGCAGAAAACUAGCCGAGCUGAUGCAACGGGUUCCAGCGGAUGGGCGCUCGCGACUAUAA
Molecule: messenger RNA, 2256 nt
Organism: Arthroderma uncinatum
Lineage: Eukaryota; Fungi; Ascomycota; Eurotiomycetes; Onygenales; Arthrodermataceae
Product: long chain fatty acid oxidase
Exons: 2
Coding region: 1-2256 (751 amino acids)
Molecular function (GO): flavin adenine dinucleotide binding; long-chain-alcohol oxidase activity
Source: RefSeq, a predicted model, not a curated record